CAAUAUUACAUAUUUUUUAUUUUAUUCAACUUAUACUUAUAACAAUUCAUAAUAAUAAUUGUAUAUUUUAUUUAAUAUAUUCCAAACGCAAUUAAUGCAUUGUUUACUAAACUUAUACUGUAAUUGAAUGCUUAUACAUUUUUAAUCGUAAGUGAUAAAUAAGUUUUACACGUAUUAUAUUAGAUCUAAUACAUUAUUUGAGUUUUAUAGUGUUAUGAUGGGCGAUGUGACUGCUGAAAGUCCUCCUGCUGAUGAUUUAAACAACUCGGGUUCUUCUUCUUCUUCGUCAUCCGAUUCUGAUGGUGAAUCAAGUAGUUCAUGUACCAGUUCUAGUUCUUCUUCUUGCUCAGAAACACCUAACAACCAGUGCAAAAAUUCUAGUCUUCCUGAUUGUGAUGAUGAUACUCCUCAGUCAAAUGGUCAAUCUGAAUGGAUGGUUUGUCAGCUUUGUCUUUACAAGGUGAAAACACCUUUACAAUUAAAACAACACAUGCGAAUGCACACUGAACAUAAAAUACAUCGUUGUGCCAUAUGUAAUAAAACAUUUGAACAAGCUACUCGAUUAGAAAAACAUAUAGCCAUACACUGUGGUACAGAUAAUCGUUUUGAAUGUUCACUUUGUGGAAAAGUGUAUAAACUUAGAACUCAAAUUGUUAGCCACAUAGCAGCUCACAAAAAACAAAACGCUGGACGUCGUAUUUCAUAUACAUGUCACAUUUGCACAAAAAAAUUUUCAAAUAAAUCGAAACUGAAGGAACAUGUAUCAGGACAUGAAAAUGGGACAUUGCAUUCAUGUGAUGUUUGUGGGCGAACUUUUAAAUUAAAUUCAUAUCUUGUUGUACACAAAAGAACACAUGAGAUGAGCGUAUCUUAUACAGGUGAUAAACCAUUCACAUGUUCAAUGUGUAACAAGUCAUUUUUAAGCAAAAGUAACCUAGACCUACACAUGUUGGUGCAUAAUUACGUUAAAAAAGCAUCAUAUAGUUGUGACAUAUGUGGAAAGAUAUUUAUGCGUAAAUAUAACUAUGAUGCUCAUGUUAAAAUUCAUCAAUAGUUAGUAAGUUUUUACCAUUGCAACUAACAGUUAUUAUUACUACACAAUUCUCCAUAAACACUAAAGCAGCCGUUAUUAUUUCAAAUUUUUUGUGAAUUUUUAUUUUGAAAACAGAACAUUAUUUUUUAAAUAUAUAAAGUAUAUAUUUAAUAAUGGCUUCUUGAACUAACGUUUUAGUAAUUUUAUCAACAUUUCAAUUAUUAUCUCAUUAUUUUCCAUUUCUACAAUUUUAAAAGAAUAAUAUUGGAUGAUAAAUAAUCUGUUCAUUAAAAAUAAAUAAUUUUUUUCUAUUAAAUGAAAAAAAUAAUAUACCAGGUUUAAAACUUUUGAUUUCCAUUGUGACCAUAGAAUAUUUUAAUUGUUUUUUAGUAUUUACUAUUUAUUAUUGAUUUUUCGCACUCUUUUAUUCAUACAAAAAUAAAAUAUACAACAAAUGUAUAUUUUAUAAAUAAUGUAUAAAUCCAGUAUGUAUCCAAGUAACUAGAGAAAUUAUGUUCCAAUAUAUUAAUUUAAGUCCAUUUAUAUAUGUAUAUUGUAUAUAGUGAAAACUUAAAUCGUACAAAACCAUAGUUUAUUUAAAUGUUUAAUUAUUUAUUUAUUUAUUUUAUUUUAAUGUGUAUUAUAAAUUGUAUUUAAUUGUGUAUUUUAUAUUUAAUUCAGAGAGUAAUCUUUUGUUUUUGAGUAUAAUCAGAUUUUAAAUAAAUAGUAUUGAUAAGGAUUAUAUUAGACAGAUAAUUUUUUGUAAUUAUAUAAACUUCUAGAAAAAUAAUGUAAUGAUUUUAGUAUAACUUGUAUUUCUUUUAUAUUGUAAUAUGUUCAUAAUCAUUCCAAGACAAAAUGCCUAUUGAAAUUAUAUUAUACUAAUUAUUGUGUAUUUUCUGGAGUAUUCUAUAUAAUAUAUUUUAUCACUAAAAUAUACAAAUUAUAAUAUUGUAUAUUCUACACAUAGACCUUAUACUCAAGUAUAAGGUCUAUGAUUCUACCAAGUUUUGAAAAUUUUACAUUUUUUGAUAUAAUGAUAUGAAAUAAUUAUUCAUUUAUUUUUUAAAAAAGACAAUUGUGUUCAAAUUUCAAAAUUAUAUUGCUUUUUAUUUUUAUUAAUAAUUAAAUAUUAAAAAAAAAAAAAAAAAAAAACAAUGAAUCUUAUACCUAUUAGAGGUAUUGUAUUUUAUUUAUUUUUACCAAUGAAUAGAUCAUUUUCUAUUUGAAAGUAACUUUAAAUAAACUAAAAUAUCUACUCAAUCUUAUUAUUAGCUGUAAUAUUGUCAUAUGACAAUAUGAUUUUGUUGUUGAUUAAAAAAUAAUGGAUAAACAAUUUCUAUGUAUUUAUUUUCAUAUUGUGUUUUGUGCUUAUUCACAAGUAAAAGUAUUGAUAAGUAAUUGAUUGGGAGUACAUGCCAUUUUUUAUGUAACUUAAAUGUGUGAAAUCAAAAAUAAUUUUACACAUUAUGUAAAUCACAUUUAUUUGAUGGAAAUAUGAUUGGUAAAAAUGAGUAUAUUAUGUGUAAUUAAUUGAUGUUUUUUGUUUGACUUAUUGAUAAUUUUUAUUUAAAAAUUGAAAAUUUUGUGCUAGUAGUUUAUAGAUAAAUGGAAAAUACAAGUAUGAUUUUGAAUAUAUUUGUAUGCAAUUUUUUUAAUUAAUAUAACUAUAAAAAAUUAUCAUAUUUUAUUUACAAUAUUUGUAUAUUUAUAUAACUAUAAUGUCUAGUUCCUUAGUAAUAAAAAAAAAUCUAUAUGUAAUUUACUUUUGUGACAUUUCCAAUUUUCUAAUUUUAUUUGUUCCAAAAAUUAAGUUUAUUUUCAUACUUAAUUUAUAGGCAUGAGUGAUGUGUACUAAAUAUUUUAUGUUAAUAUAAGAACCUAAUUUUUAUUAAUAAUAGAUACCAUACCAAUUACUAAUAGAUCUAAUAAUAUAAAUGUUUUAUGUUAAAAUUUUUCAUUCAUGUUGUUUUUUUUUCUUGCCGUUAGAUUUGUUCUGUUACAUUUUUUUUUUAACUUAUAAAUUAUCUAUGAUAAUAAUUUCUAAUUUAUUAUAAACCUACUUAUUUUUAUUCAUCACUACCUAUGUAAAUAUUAUAGAUUUUUGUGACUAUAUACCUACCUAAUA
This is a messenger RNA of Aphis gossypii (cotton aphid), 3161 nucleotides long. Its product is annotated as zinc finger protein 616-like. The coding region runs from base 215 to 1054 and encodes 279 amino acids. The record is from RefSeq and is a predicted model, not a curated record. NCBI's taxonomy places the organism in Eukaryota, Metazoa, Arthropoda, Insecta, Hemiptera, Aphididae. The transcript has 2 exons.